ACCCCCCGCACUGACCCGCCGUCGGCCCCGCCGCUCGCAGCUGCUCAGAUGGGAUCGAAAGUGAAAGUGUCGGAACCCGGGGGCGCUGGGAGGGGCCGGGGAGGCGAGGAGCAUCCGAGCCAGACGCGUCCCAGCUCCACUCGCCCGGAGAGGCCAAUGGCUGCAGCCGGCGCGCUGGAGCCGGUGGAGGAACCCAGCCGUGGUCAGGAAACGCGUCAGCCGGGCGUCCCCACGUGUGCGGCUCCGGGUCUGAAUGUCGGGGGGCCUGGAGGUGCCCGGACCCUGCUGGGAUGCGGGACACCCCCUGUCUGCACUGAGCGGGGCUGCGAAAAGCACCAAGAAACCCCCCCGGCGAAUGGGGGCUGGGAUCUCCUUCCCUCAUCAUCGCUGGGAGCCAUGACUGCCCCGGGCUCCUGGGCCUCCUUCCGGCCGCUCCCCAAGCUGACCCUCGGCCUGCUGGCCAUCAUGACCUUCUCCUUCCUCAUCCACCUAAGCACCCGGUUCCCCACUGCAAGGCAGAGGCUCCCCUCCCCGAACGCAAUGGAGGGGUCCCCGCCCCAUCCUAUGGAGCGGGGCAUGUGGACUGUGAACUCUGCCGGGCGCCUGGGGAACCAGAUGGGGGAAUAUGCCACCCUCUAUGCCUUGGCCAAGAUGAACGGGCACCAGGCCUACAUCCUCCCAGAGAUGCACCAGCAGCUGGCGCCGCUCUUCCGCAUCACCCUGCCCGUGCUCUCCAGUGACGUGGUCCAGAACAUCCCGUGGAAGGACUACGGGCUUCACGACUGGAUGUCGGAGGAGUACAGGCACAUCGAGGGGAAAUAUGUCCGGCUGACUGGCUACCCCUGCUCCUGGACCUUCUACCACCACCUCCGGCAGGAGAUCCUCCAGGAAUUCUCUUUCCACAACCACGUCAAGGAGGAGGCCAACCGGUACCUGGCCGGGCUGCGUGGGCAGCGCCGGAACGUGACCUACGUGGGCGUGCAUGUCCGGAGGGGGGACUACGUCCAGGAGAUGCCCAAGUUCUGGAAGGGGGUUGUGGCGGACAAGGCCUACCUGGAGAAGGCCAUGGGCUACUUCCGGGCCAAGUACCAGGAGCCGGUCUUCGUGGUGACCAGCAACGGGAUGGAGUGGUGCCAGGAGAACAUCAACGCCUCACAGGGGGACGUGUAUUUCUCGGGGGACGGGAAGGAGUCGUCGCCAGGGAGGGACUUUGCUCUCUUGGCCCAUUGCAACCACACAAUCAUGACCAUCGGGACCUUCGGCAUCUGGGCUGGUUACCUGGCUGGGGGGGAGACCAUCUACCUGGCCAACUACAUGCUCCCAGACUCUCCCUUCCUCAAGAUCUUCAAGCCUGAGGCUGCCUUCCUGCCCGAGUGGAUCGGGAUCGACGCCGAUCUCUCCCCCCUGCUCAGUGAUACGACUGGCUAAAGGAGCUCAGCC
Gopherus flavomarginatus (Mexican gopher tortoise) is the source of this 1440-nucleotide messenger RNA. RefSeq names its product galactoside alpha-(1,2)-fucosyltransferase 2-like. Gene Ontology annotation, biological process: carbohydrate metabolic process. The transcript is spliced from 3 exons. The record is from RefSeq and is a predicted model, not a curated record. Bases 49 to 1428 code for a protein of 459 amino acids. Gene Ontology annotation, cellular component: membrane. NCBI's taxonomy places the organism in Eukaryota, Metazoa, Chordata, Testudines, Testudinidae. Gene Ontology annotation, molecular function: galactoside 2-alpha-L-fucosyltransferase activity.